This is a messenger RNA of Hydatigera taeniaeformis, 936 nucleotides long. The record is from the annotation of a GenBank genome assembly. Lineage: Eukaryota; Metazoa; Platyhelminthes; Cestoda; Cyclophyllidea; Taeniidae.
AUAAUGUCAGACACUGAGUCAGAUUCUGAUCUGCAGGAGCUUUUAUGCGCUCCGGGAGUGUACAAAGAAAUCAAAUUUCCUAAGUCGUCGAUUAAUAACAAGCCCUUACUGAAGAAUGUUCUGCGGCAGAUAAGCAAAUCAUUCCCUUGGAUUGAACGCCUCGAUAUUGUGACGGAACCGGCUUUGCCUCCGAAGGAUACAGAUCUUGAAAACGAUUUCAAUAAGAUCGAUCCUAAUGACGAUUUCAAGCGGGAGGCGCUCUUCUAUCGUGUCGCUCAGGCUGCCGUAUUGAAGGCAAUUCCUCGUCUACAUGAGCUUGGAAUUCCAACAAAGAGGCCAAGUGACUAUUUUGCAGAGAUGAUUAAAUCAGACGCCCAUAUGGCCAAGGUUGUGCGAGAACAGAUUGUGGUGAACAAGAAGCGUUUGGAAAUGCGAGAGAGGGCAAGACAGCUUCGUGAACAGCGCAAAUUCGGUAAACAACAGCAGAAGGAGAUUUUAGAAGCACGGCGUUUAGAGAAGAAGAAGCACAUGGAGGCUCUCAAAGCUGCUAAAAAGCGGCCGGGUGGCAAAGAGCAGGCGCAGGUGUUGGAGGAACUUUUGCAGAGUGGCUCAAAGCAAUCAAAGGGCAAACAUUCACAUGAUGGGGGUGGGAAGAACCAGGACCGCAAGUACUUCCGACCUUCGGAAUAUGCCAAACGCCGAAAAAUAAACUAUAGGCGAGCAUACAAGAACCAGAAGUACGGAUUCGGCGGCCAAAAGAAGCGUUCGAAGCGCAACGAUGCCCAAUCAAUUUGCACUACCUCCAACGAUGGAGUGAGUGUUCUCACACACACCGCCUCUGCUUCAAGGAUAAAAUUGUUGAAUAGGCGGAUGCAAAAGACUCGUCGGCUCAAUGCUCAGCGCCAGCGGAAGAGGAUGUCAGCCACUAAAAUCUAG